AUGUUUACAAAAAUCCGGAUUUCGUAUUCAGUUUUCGGCAGCUGCCUGAAACGGAAAUUUGAAAUCCUCAUCUUUUAUUUUCCCUCUUCUUUUAUUUUUCCUCUUCUUUUUUUCCUUCUUCUUUUAUUUUUCCUCUUCUUUUUUUUCCCUCUUCUUUUAUUUUUCCUCUUCUUUUUUUCCUUCUUCUUUAUUUUUCCUUUCCUUUUUUUUUUCCUUCUUUUUAUUUUUUUUCUUUUUUUUUCCUUCUUCUUUAUUUUUCCUCUUCUUUUUUUUCCUCUUCUUUUAUUUUUCCUCUUCUUUUUUUUCUUCUUCUUUAUUUUUCUCUUUUUUUUUUCCUUCUUCUUUUAUUUUUCCUCUUCUUUUUUUUUCCUCUUCUUUUAUUUUUCCUCUUUUUUUUUCCCUCUUCUUUAUUUUUCCUCUUUUUUUUUUUUUUUCUUUUAUUUUCCUUUCUUUUUUUUUCCUCUUCUUUUUUUUCCUCUUUUUUUUUUUUUAUUUUUCUUUUUUUUUUCCUCUUCUUUAUUUUUCCUCUUCUUUUUUUUUCUUCUUUUUUUUUUUUCUUUUUUUUUUUUCCUCUUCUUUUUUUUUCUUCUUUUUUUUUUUUUUCCUUCUUUUUUUUUUUCUUCUUUUUUUCCUUCUUCUUUUAUUUUUCCUCUUCUUUUUUUUUUCUUCUUUUUUUUUUCCUCUUUUUUUUUUUUCUUCUUCUUUUAUUUUUCCUUCUUUUUUUUUUUCUUCAUUUAUUUUUCCUCUUUUUUUUUUCCUUCUUCUUUUAUUUUUCCUUUCUUUUUUUUCCUUCUUCUUUAUUUUUUUCCUCUUCUUUUUUUUCCUUCUUUUUAUUUUCCUCUUCUUUUUUUUCCUUCUUCUUUAUUUUUUCCUCUUCUUUUUUUUCCUUCUUUUUUUUUUUAUUUUUUUUUCCUUCUUCUUUAUUUUUUUUUUUCUUCUUUUUUUUUCCUUCUUCUUUAUUUUUCCUCUUUUUUUUUUUUUCCUCUUUUUUUAUUUUCCUCUUCUUUUUUUUCCUUCUUCUUUUAUUUUUCCUCUUUUUUUUUCCUUCUUCUUUUUUUUUUUCCUCUUUUUUUUUUUUCUUUUUAUUUUUCCUCUUUUUUUUUCUUUUUUUUUUCCUCUUCUUUUUUUUCCUCUUUUUAUUUUUCCUCUUCUUUUUUUUCCUCUUCUUUAUUUUUCCUCUUCUUUUUUUUUCCUCUUCUUUUAUUUUUCCUCUUCUUUUUUUUUCUUCUUUUAUUUUUCCUCUUCUUUUUUUUUCCUUCUUCUUUUAUUUUUCCUCUUCUUUUUUUUUCUUCUUUUUUUUUUUUCCUCUUCUUUUUUCCUCUUUUUAUUUUUCCUUCUUUUUUUUUUUUCCUCUUCAUUUAUUUUUUAUUUUUCUCUUCUUUUUUUCUUCUUCUUUUAUUUUUUUCCUCUUUUUUUUUCUUCUUCUUUUAUUUUUCCUUCUUUUUUUUUUCCUCUUCUUUUUAUUUUUCCCUUCUUUUUUUUCUUUUUUAUUUUUCCUCUUCUUUUUUUUCCUCUUCUUUUAUUUUUCCUUUUUUUUUUUUCCCUUCUUUUUUAUUUUUCCUCUUCUUUUUUCCUUCUUCUUUUAUUUUUCCUCUUUUUUUUUUUUUUUCUUCUUUUUUUUUCCUCUUCUUUUUUUUUCCUCUUCUUUUUUUUUCCUUCUUUUUUUCCUUCUUCUUUUAUUUUUCCUCUUCUUUUUUUUCCUUCUUCUUUUAUUUUUCCUCUUCUUUUUUUUCCCUCUUCUUUUAUUUUUCCUCUUCUUUUUUUUCCUUCUUCUUUUAUUUUUCCUCUUCUUUUUUUCCUUCUUCUUUUAUUUUUCCUCUUCUUUUUUUCCUUCUUCUUUUAUUUUUCCUCUUCUUUUUUUUCCCUCUUCUUUUAUUUUUCUUCUUUUUUUUCCUUUUUUCCUUCUUUUUAUUUUUCCUCUUCUUUUUUUUCCUUCUUCUUUUAUUUUUCCUCUUCUUUUUUUCCCUCUUCUUUUAUUUUUCCUCUUCUUUUUUUCCCCUCUUCUUUUAUUUUUCCUCUUCUUUUUUUUCCUCUUCUUUUAUUUUUCCUCUUCUUUUAUUUUUCCUCUUCUUUUUUUUAUUACCUUUUACUUCUUUCCUUUGCUUUCACUUUUUUCUAUUCUUUUUUUCUGUCCCGUCUCAACCAGCAUUUUAUCCCUCAAAUUGUUAA
Acanthosepion pharaonis is the source of this 2169-nucleotide messenger RNA. The record is from the annotation of a GenBank genome assembly. Lineage: Eukaryota; Metazoa; Mollusca; Cephalopoda; Sepiida; Sepiidae.